This is a messenger RNA of Saprolegnia parasitica CBS 223.65, 1104 nucleotides long. RefSeq lists its product as hypothetical. Bases 1 to 1104 code for a protein of 367 amino acids. The transcript has 14 exons. Gene Ontology annotation, biological process: microtubule-based movement. The record is from RefSeq and is a predicted model, not a curated record. Gene Ontology annotation, molecular function: ATP binding; microtubule motor activity; microtubule binding. NCBI's taxonomy places the organism in Eukaryota, Oomycota, Saprolegniomycetes, Saprolegniales, Saprolegniaceae.
AUGAAGGGCAAGAUCCGCGUCUACUGCCGGUGUCGGCCCAUGAGCGGGUCGGAACUCGACCGCGGCUGUCACUCGGCCGUCAAGUUUCUCGACGAGUAUACGCUGGAGCUCGAGACGCCCCGCGGUCCCAAGUCGUUUGCGUACGACCAAGUGUUUAAUCCCUCCAACACACAGGACCAAGUGUUUGAAGAUACCAAGAACCUACUGCAGUCGGCGCUCGACGGUUACAACGUGUGCAUCUUUGCCUACGGCCAAACGGGCUCGGGCAAAACGUUUACCAUGACGGGCACGGCCGACCACCCUGGCAUCACACCACGCCUCAUUGACCUCAUGUUCAAGUCUGGCGAUGCGCUCAAGGGCAACAAUACCAUCAAGUAUGAAGCGUACAUGCUGGAGCUCUACAACGAUGCCCUCAUUGAUCUCUUCUUCCAACUGGACAACCACCCGGACAAGGCGCCAAAACUGGAGAUCAAAAAGAACGACAAGGGCAUGGUCGUCGUACAAAACAUCGUUGUCAAGCCGUGUACGGACACCCACCAAACGCUCAAAUUGUUUGAUCAGGCCAACAAGAAGCGUCAAGUCGGCGCGACCAAAAUGAACGCCGAGAGCAGUCGGUCGCACUCGGUGUUUACGAUUCUGAUUGAAAAUUACAACAAAACCACCAAAAAGACGUCGGUGGGCAAACUCAGCCUCGUGGAUCUCGCGGGCUCGGAGCGUGCAGGCAAGACGGGCGCGACCGCUGAUCGGCUCAAGGAGGCCCAAGCCAUCAACAAGAGCCUCAGCGCUCUUGGCGAUGUCAUUUCGGCCUUGUCGACCAAUGAAAAGUUCAUUCCGUACCGCAACAACAAGCUCACGCAACUCAUGCAAGACUCGCUGGGUGGCAACGCCAAGACGCUCAUGUUUGUCAAUAUUUCGCCGGCCGACUACAACCAAGAGGAGACACAAACCAGUCUCUCGUACGCGUCUCGGGUCAAGCUCAUCACCAACAAUGCCAACAAAAACUCGGACAGUGAGGAGGUUGCCAAGCUCAAGGCCAUCAUCAAGCAGCUCAAGGCGGGCCACGACGUCGACCUCGAUUCAAUCGCCGAGGGUGAAAACAUGUAG